CAUUUCAGUAAUAGGAGGGAUAUUGACAUUUUUGACUAAUACAUAGCUUGAUUAUUCAGAUCAAACAAAAAAGUUGUAUUUAAUUUACUUAAGUAUUGUUGGAAUAGGAUGUGAACAAGUCAAAAUUCUAGCUGGUGCUUAUGUGUGCUUAAGCAAGAAAAUCACAAAAUUAUGUACAUACAAUACAAUACUAUAUACAAUACACACUAUUAUUCAGCGGUCCUUGACUAACUUGCUAAAAGACGGUAAAUAAUGGAAACAGUAGGAAACAUACAGUCAAAUCAACAUAUACCCAUAUUUUUAAUGUGCAAUUUGGCUCGGCUGAAUUUUAUUCAACCUGAACUUCUGGAACUUUACAAGAAACACUUACUGUAAACGACACGGAAGAAGCCCAUACAUAGUGUUUGAACACAGGUCUUCCUCUCAGGAUUAAAUAACGGUUUAAUUAUGUAGAAAUGUAUGACUCACAUGUAACCCUCAAGAAGUAGGACCUCCUUCUUCAAACUGCUUUAUAAGGGCACAAAACUUGCCCCUGUUUAGAAUUUCAUUGAAAAGAACUUGCUCGUACAAAGCCAUAUUAUUUCCUUUUUUAAAAUAUAUAUUAUUAAGCUAUUUAUUGUUAUUUAUUCCUUAUUUAUCUCCUAUCAAAGCUGCCUUAAUCUUUUUUACAAAUGUUUUUGUUUCCACACACCUCUUUCUCUUACAUGUCUUAUUUCCUCUUAAUCAUCCCACUUCCUUUCUCUCUGUCAUUUUAUCUCACUGACUCCAACCCACUUUUAUCCUUUAACAAUCAAGUCAGAGAGAGGCACCUCUACACAGAUAAUCACAGAAGAGGGAUGUAUCUGCAGAUGACUCUGGAUGGGAGAGUGUCAGGAAGUGAUGCCCAGACCCUUUACAGUGUGCUGGAGCUGAAAUCAGUUAAACCAGGCCAUAUAGUCAUCAAGGGACAGUCAUCAUCUCUGUUUCUCUGUAUGGACAGUGGAGGCCAUUUGAGGGGGCAGAGGCAGUACACAGAGGCUGACUGCACCUUCAGAGAACUGCUGCUGGCAGAUGGAUACACCCGUUUCCUUUCCUCACACCAUGGAUUUCCUGUGUCUCUGGCAUCAAAACAUUCCCCAGAUCGACACACAGUCCCCUUCACUCGAUUCCUACCACUUAGGAAUACUUUGGCAGGGGAGAGUGUGUCUGAACAACCACCAAACAAUCAGAGAUAUUUCAACAUGGACUCUGAUGAUCUUCUUGGAAUGGCUCUAAAUGUUAUGGUCAGUCCUCAGUUCUCAGCGGACAUGUAAAGAAAAUGAAUUGAAUAGAUAUAUGGCUGUGCAUGUACCUUUUAAAAAUGUAUUUUAUAUUGACCAGGUACAAUCUGCAAACUUGAUUUUGUUAUGUGAUGAGUAGCUUAGUUAUUUUGGUUCAACAUGUUUCUGUGAGGGCAAUAUUAAUGUAACUUAUGUUGUUAACUUAUUUAUUUAUUGUGUGUGUGGUGUAUUUCUAUUAGUUUAAUAGUUUAAAGACUGAAUAAGUUUGUCUACAGUUUCUGAGAUUUUAUGGUUAGUAGUUUGAGAGCACAUUUGUGUCUGAGAAAGAAAUGUUGCAACAUCAUGCUGACUUUGAUAUGUGAGGCUUUUGGAAUUUCUCUAAAUCAGAUGUGACUGGAAAGUUCAAUAAGCAUACUACUCUGGUGUGUUUAUCAGACUGGAGAGAAUGAAAAUAAAUGUGAUAUAAAUUUCACUUCUCUUUGUCUAAGUCUAUCAUGCAAUGAAAAAGCAAUUUAAUGAAACGCUUACAGGAAGGAUCAAUUUACAGAAUGAGAAGAACAUUUUCUGACCAGAAGGCAGCUUUCAUGGUGGAGGAAUGACAGCAAGAGCGCUCUCUAGUGGACAAAUGAGUAAUGAUGGAAAGAAUGCUUAGUUCCUUAAACCACUUUGUUUGUGGGCUCUGAUGAUCAUUUGAGUCUUGUAGCUUUGGGUUGGGCAAACCUAAAAUAAAGUUUUUCAGUUGUUAUACAGUAUAUAUAAAGUAUACUGUAGUAUUUAACCAGUGGCAUUUCCUUACAAUGUACAGUGCAUUCUGUGAAUCCUACAGUUCUGGACAGCUGCCAUAAAUUGCCUUGUUGUUGUUUGUUAUUACAGCCAUGUGCAGUUUAGUUAGAGAGGCAGGGCUACAACUUCUUUACUGAAACGAGGGUUUAAAGACGGAAGGUUUUGUAUAUAUUGAACAGAUUGCAAAGCCCUUUGAGGCAAAUUUGUGAUUUUCAAUUUCAGGCUAUAUAAAUAAAAUCGGCUUGACACCUUGAUCUUUGAACUGGAGUUGACUUGGGUCCAAAACUGCACUCAAGGCUGUGAGCACCAUUUCUCAAGCUGCAUAUUUCCCUAAUUCUGUUCAAAAUAAAGACCUAACCUUCA
This is a messenger RNA of Siniperca chuatsi (mandarin fish), 2405 nucleotides long. RefSeq names its product fibroblast growth factor 21 (gene fgf21). The record is from RefSeq and is a predicted model, not a curated record. Gene Ontology annotation, molecular function: growth factor activity; fibroblast growth factor receptor binding. Lineage: Eukaryota; Metazoa; Chordata; Actinopteri; Centrarchiformes; Sinipercidae. The coding region runs from base 672 to 1292 and encodes 206 amino acids. Gene Ontology annotation, cellular component: cytoplasm. Gene Ontology annotation, biological process: animal organ morphogenesis; cell differentiation; positive regulation of protein phosphorylation. The transcript is spliced from 4 exons.